Molecule: messenger RNA, 721 nt
Organism: Drosophila serrata
Lineage: Eukaryota; Metazoa; Arthropoda; Insecta; Diptera; Drosophilidae
Product: leptin receptor gene-related protein
Biological process (GO): late endosome to vacuole transport via multivesicular body sorting pathway
Cellular component (GO): endosome
Source: RefSeq, a predicted model, not a curated record
UCUUCAUUUAGAAAACGAAAGUUACGCUUAAAACCUAUUUCUUAUAGAAACUUUAAAUGACCAUUAUUAACAGUACAUUUAAAAUAUUUGCCACACUGACAAAACAAACUAGUUCACACGAAACGACGAACUACACAUCUGUGAGUCAUUUGAGAGUCGACAAAGGAGAAAUAAACAAACACAAUGGCCACCUUAAAGGCCUCAUCAUCUGCGCAUUCCUCACAUGCAUGGGCCUGACCUUCCUGAUCCUGGCUUGCGCGGUGCCCACGCCCAAGAUCUUCUAUCCCUUCUUCGUCCUGCUCUUCUACGCACUGUCCGUUCUGCCGGUGUUCAUCGCCAAGCGAACCGUUCCAAAUGGAGAGACCAACCCGAAGACGGAGUUCGCCCUCUUCCUCACCGCCGGCAUGGUGCUGAGCGCCUUCGCCCUGCCCAUCGUCCUCGCCCACUCCUCGGUGAUCACCUGGACGGCGUGCACUCUGACGAUAAUUAGUAACCUCAUAAAUUACGGCACCAUCUUCGGCUAUGCCAUGCGCGAUGAAGAGCCAUACGGCAGCAUGUUCUAGGGAGGAUCGGAAGGAAACGUGAAGUCCAGUAACCGCCCAGCAGGAGGUCAGCUGGAAACCUGGCUAUUUUCUACAGUCAUUCAGCCAAUCUCAUAUUAUCAGUGUAUCCAGAUAACAUAACGCAAGCAAAAUAAACACAGUAGUAAAUAUUAGUUCAA